Molecule: messenger RNA, 8040 nt
Organism: Phycodurus eques (leafy seadragon)
Lineage: Eukaryota; Metazoa; Chordata; Actinopteri; Syngnathiformes; Syngnathidae
Product: gastrula zinc finger protein XlCGF57.1-like
Exons: 6
Coding region: 289-1842 (517 amino acids)
Biological process (GO): central nervous system development; regulation of transcription by RNA polymerase II
Cellular component (GO): nucleus
Molecular function (GO): DNA-binding transcription factor activity, RNA polymerase II-specific; RNA polymerase II cis-regulatory region sequence-specific DNA binding
Source: RefSeq, a predicted model, not a curated record
AGAAGAAGAAGAAGAACGUGGGUAAAUCUCCUUUCCCUUCUCUCCAUGCGGGAGGAGGGACGAUCGUGCUUCAGCAAAUCUUCCUGAAUUUGGACCGAAUGUUGUGAAUCCUCGACGCCCCUGAUCACGACUUUAGUGAACUAUUGCCUCAUUCGUGCAAUCUUCGUGCCCGGUUGGAGUCGUCUCGUGCACGUUGAAGCUUAGCUUGCUAACAAAGAGACGCGCUUGUGAGCAACACACGCAGAGAUCAAGCGUGAGAGCAGAAAGUGUUCUGAUCGUCGUGUGAAAAUGAGUGCAAGAAGGACGCCAGAGUACGAGGAGGAACUUGGGUGCCCAAAAGAGGAGAACGAGCCGGAUCGUCAACUACUGGACGCUGCGUUCAAUCUGCAGCAUCGAACUGUGUUACGCGGAGCAGACAUCACUGAAGAUCUUCGUACUGAGUGGCAGGAGCCAAAGCCCCCUCACAUUAAAGAGGAAGAGGAGCCCAUUUUGAUUAAAAAAGAGGAGGAAGAGGAGGAUAUCACCAAGUUUCCACAGACUGGUGUCCCUUUGAAGGGUGAAGAUGAAGGUCAAAGUGAGGAGAGCAGAGGGGCGGAGCCUCCAAGCAGCAGCUCAACUCAUCACAUGAGAACAGAAGCUGAGAGAGACCACUGUGGAGGCUCACAAGCAGACGGCCUCUUAGCUCCACUAUCAGAUAGUGACGACAUGUCACACCCUCCUCACACUGAUGAAAAUCAUCAUGAUAAACAGUCUGAAAGUGCUAUAAUAUGUCACACUGACAACAAACGAUGGAAAUGUUCGCAGUGUGGGAAAACCUUUGCUUAUAUAAGUAGUUUGAAACAACAUGUGAGAAUACACACUGGAGAGAAACCUUUUGCCUGCUCAGUUUGCAGUAAAAGAUUUACACAGAAGGGAUAUUUAAAAAAACACACAAAAUCCCACAUCGGUGAGAAACCUUUUUCCUGCACAGUUUGUGGUCAAAGAUUCUCUGUGAAUGAAAGCUUAAAAUUACACACAAGAACCCACACUGGUGAGAGACCUUUUUCCUGCUCAGUUUGUGGCCAAAGAUUCACUCAGAAGGGCGUUUUAAACAGACACACAAGAACCCACACUGGUGAGAAACCUUUUUCCUGCUCAGUCUGUGGUCAAAGAUUUUCUGUGAAGGACAGCUUAAAAUUACACACAAGAACCCACACUGGAGAGAAACCUUUUCCCUGUUCAGUUUGUGGUCAAAGAUUCACUCAGAAGGGACACUUAAAAAUCCAUGCAAUUAUCCACACUGGUGAGAAACCUUUUUGCUGCUCAGUUUGUGGCCAAAGAUUCACUCAGAAGGGAGAGUUAAAAAGACACACAAGAACCCACACUGGAGAGAAACCUUUUUCCUGCUCAGUUUGUGGUCAAAGAUUCUCUGUGAAGGACAGCUUAAAAUUACACACAAGAACCCACACUGGAGAGAAACCCUUUUCCUGCUCAGUUUGUGGUCAAAGAUUCACUCAGAAGGGACACUUAAAAAUGCACACAAGAACCCACAGUGCCACGCACCUGCCUCCAAUCAACCCUCAUCACCACCUACAUUUAAGCCUGCUUGUUCCCGGAAAUCCUCGCCAAAGUAUUGCAGCCUAUCCUAGUGGGACCACGGCCCACCAGACUCAUGUAAGCUACCCAAUUCCUUGUUCCCUUGUUAACUCUUGUCUCCUCGUUCCCAGUGUUCCUGACUCACGCCAUUCCUGCCAGCCCCCUGUUCUGUCCACUGCCUGCCACCUGUUCAUCAUUUUACAUCAGUCCCCGCCUGCUCUUGGGUUCAGCUACUUCCCACACCUGACACAUAUGAUGUUGUUCUGAAGCCAAUAUUCCAAAAAAGAGAGAUUUGCGCUAAUACAAAAUGUCCUUGUUAGUCCAAAUCAAAUAUUUAUGGAGUGAAAAACUAUGUUCAUAUAUGAGAUAUAUGGCGCUACAGUCAUAAACCAAGGACCCCCUAUAUUUGUUUCCUAUUUGUGCACGACUCACCCAUUAUGAAUCCAAGACCCACUUUUGGGUCCCGACCCACCAGUUGAGAAUCUUGCACGAGACCACUCCAGGGGCCUCAUGUAGAAAAGGUGCGUACGCACAAAAUGAUGAUGAUGCACUGGCAUGACGAGUGGACUUGACUGACUCACUUCCAUUGAUGGCGGCAUCCAAGAUGUCCACCAUGUUGACGUGGAGGUGCCUUUGAAGCAGCGGUGAGCCAUCAGGGCCUGCGAGGACGAAACACGUUCACAAGCAUUGAUCCACGUUUACCAUUCAGCGGAACUUUGACUCAAGAAUGUCCUAAUUUAUGAACGAGUUAUUGUAAUUACCAGUCGGUUGAUUUGUUUUGCUUUGUGUUGGGAGGAAAAAUUGGACUUAGGAUACAGUAGAAUUAAUUUAUUUGAUAUGUAUGUCACGAAAAACAUUGAAUGAACCAGAUGCAUUGCUUUCAGUGUUUUAGCAUGAGUGCUAAUUAUGAUCACUUCUACGCAGGAGGUUAAUUAGAAGGUCGAAAAAAUACAAGGAGGUCGAUAGGGUGAGCGUUAGUUGCUCAGCAAUAAAGUUUUCAAGCACUUUGGAGACAAGUAGAAGGAUGGCAAUGGGCCUCUAGUUGCCAUUUUCCACAUUUGUGGGAAUUCCUUUGAUCGUACUGAAAGGUUAAGAAGAUGCGGAAUGGGUUCUGUUCGAUGAUUCUGGUACUUUUUUAUGAUAUUAUUAUUUUACUUUGAUUAUUGCGACAUUAAGAUUAUGGAUGUCCAUUGAUGUUGAGUGUUUUUGUGCCUGGUGAUUGGCUGUUGUGAUGUCAGCAAAGCUGAAAGGACAAAGGAGCAAAGGGACACAAGCGUGGGCUCAAGUCUGAGAGUCUGUGUGUGGAGUCCUGUCCUUCAGCCUGCCAAGGACACCAGACUACGAGGAAGACCUUUGGGGGACCAAAAGAAGAUAACAGGCCACAACGUCAACAACUGGACGCUGUUUUCAUUCUGCAGCCUCUCAUUGUGCUGUUGAGCAGACAUCACUGAAGAUAUUCGUACUGAGGGGCAGGAGCCACAGCCCCCUCACAUUAAAGAGGAAGUGGAGGACGAAGAGGUCCACCGCAUCAAAGAGGAAAAGAAAUUGCAGCCCACUCCCAUUAAAAAAGAGGAUGCAGAAGAGCACCCCCACAUCAAACAUGAACAAGAGGACACCACCAAGUUUCCAUCGACUGGUGUCCCUUUGAAGAGUGAAGAUGACGGUCAAAGUGAGGAGAGCAGAGGGGCGGAGCCUCCAAGCAGCAGCUCAAAUCAACACAUAACAACAGAAGGUGAUGGACACCACUAUGGAGGAUCACAAGCAGUCGGGCUCUUAGCUCCACUGUCAGAUUGUGAUGACACAACAUCAUACCCUCCUCACACUGAUGAUGAUGAUGGACAGUGUGAAGGUAUAUGACAUGUCACAUUGAAAACAAACGAUGGAAAUGUUCUCAGUGUGGGGAAAUAUUUGCUUUUCAGAGCAAUUUGAAACAACACAUGAAAAUACACACAGGAGAGAAAGACUUUGCCUGUGCAGUUUGCGGUCAACGAUGUUGUGAAAAGGGAAAGUUAAAAAAAAUAUAUAUUUAUAUUUUAUUUUUUUUAAUCAGUUUAUUUGAAAGGGUACAAUGCAAUUUCAUAAAACACAUGAAGUACACAUGGUUAAAAAAGCCAGAAUUAGCCAGAAGGCUAGUUUUCAUCUGUAGUCCCCUGGCCAUGAUGUAAAAAAGCAGUAAAACACAUCUACAAGACAAAAUAAUACAGGAUACAUAAUCAAAGACUUACUAUACUAUUAAGAGAGAAUAAAACCACAAAUCAAUUGAUCAUAACAAAAAUUCAUCAUAACAUACUUGUCUUUUAGUGUUGGCAGGUAUAGGUGUUAACUAGCCACAUUUUCAGUUUUUUUUUUGUGAAGGCCUUGUAUGUUGUAAGCAGUUUAACCUCCUUCCACUCACCAGCGCUCCUCACUGACCAGGCUGACUUACUGAAAGUGCUCCUGAGCAAAGGAAUGAUACAGUCACCUCUGACAGAGCCUCGAGUGACACGCUCAGAGCUGUUUCUUUGACUGAUGAACUCAGCCAGAGGAGAUGGACCCAAAUCAUGCAGUACUUUAUAAAUCAAAUUUAAAUCUGCAAAUAUGUGAAGACUGUCCCUGUUUAAAAGACUAAAUUGCACUGUGAUGAUAGUGCCUGGCUGCACGGUGGCCGACUGGUUAGAGCGUCAGCCUCACAGUUCUGAGGACCCGGGUUAAAUCCCCGGCCCCACCUGUGUGGAGUUUGCAUGUUCUCCCCGUGCCUGCGUGGGUUUUCUCCGGGCACUCCGGUUUCCUCCCACAUCCCAAAAACAUGCAUUAAUUGGAGACUCUAAAUUGCCCGUAGGCAUGACUGUGAGUGCGAAUGAUUGUUUGUUUCUAUGUGCCCUGCGAUUGGCUGGCAACCAGUUCAGGGUGUACCCCAACUCCUCCCCGAUGACAGCUGGGUUAGGCUCCAGCACGCCCGCGACCCUAGUGAGGAGAAGCGGCUCAAAAAUGGAUGGAUGGAUGAUAGUGCCUUGGUUAUUUAUCCAUCUACUUUAAUUACUUGUUUGUACAAAACUUCCAAUGGUUUUUUUUGCAUUCUGACCAGCCUGGGACCAAGUGGUAAUGCAAUAGUUGAAGUGACUAAGAAUCAUUGAAUCCAAUACAUUUUUGCGGCUUCUGUUGACAUUUCAUUUCGAAUUGCACAAAAAAAAUAUUUUUUAAAUUUUGGUUUAAUUUGAUGUUUUUACACAAUUUGUCAAUAUGGGCUUUAAAGGAAAGCUGUGAAUCUAUUAUUAACCCAAUAUAUUUGUAUUGGCUGACAAUUUGCAUUUUUUCCUCCAUUAACAUGUAUGUCGGGGUCAGGUGAUACGCUAUUUGUUUUAGUGAAAUACAUGCCUACAGUUUUAGAAACGUUUAGCUGUAGACAGCAGUCCUGCAACCAAGUUGUGACACAGGACAUUGUAUUAGUGAGUUUAGCAGCAACAGUCUAUUUGGAGCGACCAUGAACAAGGAAAACCGUGUCGUCUGCAUACAUUACGCACUCAGCUUCGGAACAAACAAUGGGCAAAUCGUUGAUAUAAAGACUAAAUAAAGGGGGGCCUAAUAUUGAUCCCUGGGGGACUCCAGAGGUUAGCCUAAGCGAUUGUGUUCGAUCAUGCAGAUAUGAUUCAAUCCAGCUCACAGCUUUGCGAGAGAAGUUAAAUUUUGAGAGCUUGGUAAGAAGAACAGAGUGAUUUACUGUAUCGAAAGCCUUACUGAGGUCCAAGAACACCGCCCCUACAACUCCACCCUUGUCGAGAGAAGAUUUUAUUUUCUCAAUGAAGAGGCAUGUAGCCAUUUCAGUGGAAUGCUUGGAUCUGAAAACAAACUGCAUGGCGUGGAGAGAGGGGGAGCUGCUGUUUAAGUAAUGGACAAUCUGCUCUGACACCCAUUUUUCUGCAAUUUUGGAAAUGGCCGGAAGAAUGCUUCUAGUUCAGAGAAGUUGAGUCACCGAAUUUAAAGACAGGGGUAACAAUAGCAGAUUUCCAGGCCUUUGGAAGGUGACCAGAUGAAAUUGAAAGAUUGAUGAUUGAGGCAAUAGGAAUAGCAAGAGUUGAACCAAGAUCUUUGAGCAUGUUCGUGACCAUUCCAAAAACAUCCUUUGCCUUAGAUGGUUUGAGUGAAUGAAUUAAAUCGAUAACUUUGGUCUCAUUAAUAUUUGUAAUAGUAAAGAACUGCGUUGCAGACAAUGCAGGGUAUUCCUUCCUUUGUUUUACUGCAAACAUAGCAGAGGUUAUUGACACAGAUUCAAUGAAAUAGUUGUUAAAAGCAUCAGCCAUCACUUGAGGUUCCGUCAGGAUGUUUCCAUUUAAUUUAAUUUGCAUUAGUUUUGUUUUGUUAUUUUGUGUAUCACCCAAUAGUUUUUUAAAAUAAUUCCAGGUUAUUUUAGAAUUUCCCUUUGCACUAUUCAAAGCAGUAAUGAAAAAGUCAGCUUUAGAUUUUCUUAUUUCUUUCACUACCCUAUUUCUCAUUGAAAUAAAUUGGUGUCUAUUGUAUCCUGAUUUGACCGACAACUUCAAGGAAUGAUCUCUUUCUUUCAUCAGUUUCAGAAUAAAUUUGUUUAACCAAGGAAGGCCAUUCUUUCUAGCUUUUAGUUUAAUUAUCCGUGUAAAUUGUAUAAUAAUUGUUUGUAUUUUUUGGGCAAAUUUAGAACAAUCCUCAUCCAACUUUUUGCCAGCGAGUAAUUCCUCCCAGUUUACUUCUUGGAUAGAAUCUUGGAAAUUUGGUUGUUCAUGUUUUGGUAUCCUAUAGGAUUCAGUGGUGGCCAAGGAUUUGAAGCGCUUUUGUUAAAUCAAUUGUAGAAGUUAUCAUUUAUUUGCUUAGCUUGCAUUAGUAUUAUGGACGAUUUUGAUGGUUGCUUGCUGACCGUGGUGGAAAGGAAGAUGUCUCGCCUUCUGGAAGACGUCAGAGAAGGGCGCCUUGACCAAGGAUGUGGCCGGGUGUUGGUCUCAUGUCUUCACCUUGAAACCCUCCCCUUAGUGUGUUAUGUCUUGUAACUUAGUAUGUUAUGUCUUGAAACUUAGAUACCGCCCUAUUUCCAAUAAAUACAGGAGCAACGGGGGAGAUUGUUUAGAGUGUGAGAGCUGAGUACUCAAAUAGGGAAGGUGAGCAAAAGUCUGAUAACGGAACGGGAGCAGAUGUGAAGAUUCUGAAAACGCUUGCUGGUCAGUGAAGAAAAAAGACACCAACCCGUUGAGUGAGAUCCCAGCAGAAUGGCACACUCGCGUUGGUUACGAGAUUCGAUAGGUUGUUACGUAGCAACUUUAGCUACUAUGGUGUUGGUUUUGUUUAUGUGGUAUAUGGGAAGUCCCACCCUAAAUGAUACCAACUGAGAGGUGUAAAUCAUGGGAUCCUAUAUAUCCCGUAACAAAAAAAAAGCACCAAUGUUGUUGUCAAAUCUAGAACAUAGACAAAAAAGAGAUUUAUCCUGGCAGGGGCAAAAUGAUCCAACAUAAAGCAUACAUCGACGCCAUAGGUGUUCCUCGUGGGGUUCCUAAUCAAUACAAAUUAGCUGACCAAGUUGCAGGAGGAUUUGAGUCCCUCAUAUGCUGGUGGUGUACGAUUAAUAAAAAUGUUGAUGGGAUAAACUAUAUCCACUUCAAUGUACAGAGAUUAGGAAAUUGGACUCAGAGUGGGUUGGAAGCUGUGCAUGAGCAGCUCAAGGCUACCUCUAUAAUGACGUUCCAAAACCGCAUAGCUGUCGACAUGCUCCUCGCAAGAGAGGGAGGUGUUUGCGGUAUGUUUGGAGAACAAUGUUGUACAUACAUUCCAAACAAUACUGCUUCAGAUGGCAGCUUGACCAGAGCCAUCGAUGGUCUACGGACCCUCAAUCACAAGCUGAAGAACCACUCUGGUGUAGACACCUCCUUGUGGGACAGCUGGAUGGACGUUUUUGCUAAAUACAAAACCCUAAUUUCACCAAUAUAUUUCACCAAUAAAUUGCUGUUUUUGCAGCCCUUCUGACAUUGUGUGGAUGUUGUUCGGGCUUUAAUCAGUAGAUUAAUAACCACAGCCAUUACCCCCAUGGAGAACCGUAUGGAGCAGAUGUAUCCUUUACUGGUUGUUGAUAAUGACGAUGAUGAUGAUGAUUUUGCUUUACCUGAUUUGUUUCCUGAUCCAGGUGAUUACUAUGUUUAAACUACAACAUUCAUGUAUGACAAGAUUACUCUGAGUGUAAAUGUAUUUGUUUCAUAAAAAUGAUUCUACAGUUAAAAAUCGAAAUGAAGUGACUGUAAGAUGAUAUGAGAAUUUGUGCAAAUAUAUGAUAAACAGGAGGGAAAUGUUAAAUAAAUUGUAGAAGUUAUCAUUUAUUUGCUUAGCUUGCAUUAGUAUUAUGGACGAUUUUGAUGGUUGCUUGCUGACCGUGGUGGAAAGGAAGAUGUCUCAGGAGCAACGGGGGAGAUUGUUUAGAACGUGAUAGGAGAAUGAAAUUGAACUCCCAUACGUCCUCCUCAUGAGCAAAAAUAA